AUGACUUCCUGGCGGUAACUUCAGAUUGGGCUGUAGUCGAAGGGAUUGCAAUCUUGCAACAAUAACAAAAAAAUAAAUAUUUGUCAACAAAAACAAAGCAACGACGCAAGAUGAGUUCCAAUAAUCAUGAUGAAACCUCAUCAGAUGUGGAUGCUGUUUCUGAUGGGGUAACACCCACACAUUUAUUAAAAAUGAAAGCAAUAAUGGAAAACCAGUGUUUUGAGAUGAAUGUCAAAGUCAGCAUGGGAAAACACAAAGGGUCAUGUGAAGCUGAUGCAGAUCUAUCCAGAUAUGAAAGUGAAAUAGAGCAGGCAAGGCUCUCACACUUCAACAAAACCCUUGUAUUGAACAGAAUGCAGAUUUGGAAUGCCAUCACUGAGAAGAUCAUUCAGAAUGAUGCAGAUGCUGAGCCAUUUAAGGCACUGACCAACCAGAACACCGAGCUCUGUGAAAAGACCAUGGCAAUUUUAAAGGAAACACGAGAGCUUCAGGACCAGAUCACAGAUCUCCAAAAAGAAAGACUUGAUCUAAAAGGACAGAUAAAGAAGAAAAUGCAGGAGAUAAAUGAAUUGAAACAGGUCAAGGAAAAUCAGGGAGAGGUUCAGCAGAGGGCUAAGGAAAGAGCUGAAGCAGUCCUACAGAAAUAUCAGAAGGUCACAACCAUUUUACAAAAUGUGCUCCGGGGAACUAUACUUGCCAGUAAAGUGAACUGGAGAGAUGAUCCUAAAUUAAGGGACAUUGCAAUGGGACUGGAGAACAUACCCAACUGAAGAGGGCCUAUUUGAACUCUGGUCUCCCACCACUGUAUAUACUGUUA
Messenger RNA from Xyrauchen texanus (razorback sucker), 817 nucleotides. RefSeq names its product centromere protein H-like. Gene Ontology annotation, molecular function: kinetochore binding. The record is from RefSeq and is a predicted model, not a curated record. The coding region runs from base 111 to 770 and encodes 219 amino acids. NCBI's taxonomy places the organism in Eukaryota, Metazoa, Chordata, Actinopteri, Cypriniformes, Catostomidae. The transcript has 10 exons. Gene Ontology annotation, biological process: kinetochore assembly; mitotic spindle organization; chromosome segregation. Gene Ontology annotation, cellular component: kinetochore; nucleus.